GCGCGCGCUGCCUGCAAUUCACUGCCCGUGCCGUGGUGCUCACAGUCGAACCCUCCAAUCUCGAUCGGGACUCUGUGUUCAGAGGCAUCUGCUUCCAAGAACUAAAAUGACUACUCAAACGAAAUCGGGAAACGUCCCUCCGGGUCAAGAGAAGAAACUUCAGGGGACGAUUACUGGAAUCGAGCCAUUUGACAAAGCAGCAGAUGUGGCCGCCCUGCAACAAAUGUUACGAAAUGCUUCUUGCGAGACGGCCUUGGCGGACUUUCUAGUCCGCCGGAGCAACCAACAGCGCCAGGAGAUCCGAGAGGGUUACAAGGAGGCGACGGGAAGGGAACUGAUGCAAGCCAUCUGCGACGUGACUUCGGGCAAAUUUCAGGACGUGGUGGUCGGUCUACUAGACGAUUCAUUGCAGUUUGCGGCCCGGUGCCUGUACCAAGCGAUGAAGGGCCUCGGGACGGACGAAAAGGCUUUGGUCGAUGUGCUCUGCACCAGAAACCGCAACGUGGAAACUCUUGCCAUCAAAGAAACCUUCAAAGAUAUUUACAAUGUUGAUUUGGAGACUAUGCUGAAGCAGGACACCAGCGAUCCCUUCUUGAAACUUCUCCUGACCGUGGCUGCCGCAAACCGUGAUGAGGAACCUAGUGCUGAUAUAGAGACGCAGGCCCGAAAGGACGCAGAUGUGCUGUUUAAGGCAGGGGAAGGACGCCCAAGUGGUUCCCUUGACGACGACAAGUUCAUUGAAAUCCUGGCAACCCGCCCUCUCAUCCAGCUCCACUUGGCCACGUUCAAAUUCUAUGACCAGAAAUCGAAGAAGGGGGGCAUCCAACGAGCUUUAGAAUCGGAGAGGUGUAGCGAUGCGAUAGAUGGCUAUUUGGCUCUCGUGAAGACAGCAAAGGGUGAACUGGUCGAAUUCUACGCCGACCGACUGCACCAUGCCAUGAAGGGGAUGGGGACGGAUGACAGCUGUCUCAUCCGCACCCUGAUCUCGCGAUCCGAGAUCGACCUUGCUAACAUCAAGGACGAGUUUCAGGCCAAGUAUGGCCAGUCCUUGAGCAGCUUCGUCAAGGACGACACCAGUGGCGAUUACUGCAACAUUCUGGUCCGAAUUCUCUCAGGUAGCCCGCCCGCCAAACCUUAAAUCAGAAAGAGUACUUCUUUCAAGAACGAGACAUUAGAUUGUCGCAUGAAAGGAGAUGACGGGCAGUGGUGAUUUUAAUCGCACGCCUUUAAAAAACAGAAGAGAAUAAUGUAAUAGGGCAAAUGUGUUGAACUUAUUUGGAUUCGUUGGUAUUAAAACUAGACAUAAUUAAUUGGUGGUGGAAACACCGUAUAGUUGGAUUUCAGAACGAUUAGCGUUAUGUAAAUUCUGAUUUAUUAACAAUAAGAUGAAACACAAGUCAUUGCGUCAAAAAUGUUGACAUUGCUCCUCUUUCUUCAACCGAGUUCACCGUAAAAUUCACUAAAAUUGUUAGCUUGCCUUAGUGGAUUCAAAAACUCUCCACUCUUCGUCCUGUACAAUGUAAGGCAAUUGCUACUCAACUACUUGCCCACUCUUGGGCAGAUCCGGAACCAACUUUGGGGAGAUGACUGGACCCAAUUGGAAAUUGCUUCGGGUAAACUUUUAUGGCUCUUCACGUGGUUUAGGCUUUUUCAGUACACGAUUUCGGAAAAAAAAGGGAAAUGAAACUUACAAAAAGAAAUUCACCUUCUAUUUUUCCCCCAACAAAUAAAAGUAGGGGGCUAGAGAUGGCCAUUGCCCCUCUCCGACCUGCCCUUCGUGCCACUGGGGUCAAAAUCUAUCACCUGUCUCAUUUUUGCACGACUCUUUCCCAAGGUUGGUAACUCGUCACGCAAACUGACCAACAGUUAAGCCCAUCCCGCGAUCUGUCCGGUAGAACAAUGCCAACAAACUCGUCUCAAGUUCAGGUGUUAUCUAAAUGUAUUUGCACUUUACAAAAUGAGUUUUACGAAUCUAUUUUAACCUAUCGUGUAAGCCUGCUUCGUGAUACUGAUGUGUAAUGCUUUUUCGAGUUUUCUUAAUGGUUGUGGGGUGAACUGUAAGCUGUCGUUAUUAAGGUUGAAAUUCCUUUUCUUUUGUUAAUUAAUUAUGGCGGAGCCUGCGCUAGGAUGCCUUUGAAUAUACCUGAAUAGCAUUUGUGUAAAUCUGGAAAUUGGGAGGAUGGGGUGGGGACAGGUGGGGGGAUGACUUGCCUGGCCAUUGAAAUUUGAAAAGCGGGGGGAGGGGCUACACCAUUAUAUACUGUAUAGAGGGCAAUGUUCAUGAUAAAGAUGCACAUCUGCAAUGUGUAUCAAAUUCAUCUUAUAUCAGAAUUGCGUAUUUAUGGCUGUUAAAAUGGUUUUCACCUUUUAAUGACAUUGCCAUCAAUUUAGUUGUUGAGAAAUCCUACAUUUUCUUCACAGUCCCUUAUUUUUGGCUCAUGGCAAAAAAAAGACGGGAUGAUUCAACAGACCAUGUCCCCACCUCAAAAACAUAGGGGAAUAUAUAUUUACCCCCAUCCCCAGGGAUUUACGCCCAUGCUGAAUAGUAAAACCGUAAACAGUAAUUUAGAAAAGUCUGUUUAUCUUUUGUAGCGUUCACAGUCGGUUAGCGGAAUCUGUUGAAAUCAUUUUCAUCAAUGAUGUAAACGGACAUUUAGAUUUAUUUAUCAUUAAACGGUUUCGUUAAAAUGUUA
This is a messenger RNA of Acanthaster planci (crown-of-thorns starfish), 2693 nucleotides long. RefSeq names its product annexin-B12-like. NCBI's taxonomy places the organism in Eukaryota, Metazoa, Echinodermata, Asteroidea, Valvatida, Acanthasteridae. The record is from RefSeq and is a predicted model, not a curated record. Gene Ontology annotation, cellular component: cytoplasm; nucleus; vesicle membrane. Gene Ontology annotation, molecular function: calcium-dependent phospholipid binding; calcium ion binding; phosphatidylserine binding. Gene Ontology annotation, biological process: endosome transport via multivesicular body sorting pathway.